AUGCCACUCAUUAUCGUUCCAUUGGGAGCUCUCCAGUACUUAACGAUCACCAGGCCUGACAUUUCGUAUGCUGUCAACCAAGUCAGUCAAUUUUUGCAUGCCCUGACCAUUGCUCAUUACCAGGAGGUUAAAAGAAUUCUUCGUUAUCUUAAAGGCACUUUAGCUUUUGGCCUUCACUACAGUCAUCCGGCACACACAUCACUGCUUGGAUACCCUGACACUGAUUGGGCUAGAUGUUUAGAAACACGUCGUUCAACUUAUGGAUACUCUAUAUUUUUGGGCGGCAACUUAAUCUCGUCGAGUGCUAAAAAGCAACCAACUGUUGGGCGGUCAAGUUGUGAAUCUGAAUAUAGGGCCAUGGCCAACACUGCUGCCGAAAUAGUUUGGAUAACCCAUCUUCUUCAUGAACUUCAUGCUAUUCCUGCGGAUCGUCCAACCAUAUUAUGUGACAAUCAAAGUGCCUUGUUUCUCACUCAAAAUCCAAUUUCUCAUAAACGUGCCAAACACAUUGAUCUUGAUUACCACUUUUUAAGGGAGCUAGUUGCUUCCAGGAAGUUAGUUACAAAAUUUGGUCCACCACCGUUUCGCUUAAGGGAGGAUAUUAGCUAA
This is a messenger RNA of Helianthus annuus (common sunflower), 609 nucleotides long. RefSeq lists its product as uncharacterized. The record is from RefSeq and is a predicted model, not a curated record. Lineage: Eukaryota; Viridiplantae; Streptophyta; Magnoliopsida; Asterales; Asteraceae. The transcript has a single exon. Bases 1 to 609 code for a protein of 202 amino acids.